Molecule: messenger RNA, 704 nt
Organism: Microdochium trichocladiopsis
Lineage: Eukaryota; Fungi; Ascomycota; Sordariomycetes; Xylariales; Microdochiaceae
Exons: 2
Coding region: 82-573 (163 amino acids)
Source: RefSeq, a predicted model, not a curated record
GCUACUUUCUCUGGGUCUGUGCAAUUUGGCUAAAAACUAGAUCGGGUUGAGAUUCGAUCCCUGGAUGUCAGAGCCUCUUCAAUGGCUAUACAUCUGGAACAUCGUUUCCCCCCACAGGGCACCUCCCGCUAUGGUCUCGCUGCAUUCGGGCAAGAUAGAGUAUCCUAUACCUCUAGGACGGUGUUUGAGACCCUGCCGAGAACCAGUCCCGUAUACCGUGUAAAAAUUCUAGCGCAACUGCACAAUCGCAACAGUACCCUGGGGGUUAGCCGAUUUUGGCGGGGCCGGAAUGAACUCAAUUGGGGUACCGGAAUGCCCUCAAUGGCCCGUGCCCACCACCCCCCUGCCCACCAGGAAUGCGCGAAAGUGAGGGCUUCCCGGCCGGGAAUGACGGUCAGGGCUUCCCGGCCGGGAAUGAUGGUCAGGCAACUUCCAGCGGGAAUGAUGGUCAGGGCGGCAGAGCUGCGUCUGAGGGAUUUUGGAAUAUCGAAGAGUAGUGAUCGCGUAUAUGUUCUGGAAGUCCUAAGCGAUCCGCUAAAGGGACACUAUGCUUGUUCCAUAAGUGUGCAGUAACCUGGGCUCCGUCUGGUGAAAUAGCGUGUCGGCAUUCGGGUCUACAGCAGAUGAGGACAUUGUAUGUUAGGUCGGCGUAAAUCUGUAGGGAUGUCAAGACCGGAUCGGGAUUAUUCUCGCGGUCCGGCGUC